ACGUGAUAUAGAACGUAUAGAACGUAGUAUAGUAUGUAGUGUUAUACUGCGCCACGUGUAUCAGUUAUCCAGUUAUACUACAGCAGUGAGGUAUCUGAGAUCACGGAGAUACACCAGGAAGUCUGGAGAGAAAUGUGUCAUUGGUGACAUAGAGUUAUGUGAUUCCUUACUCAUACACCGUCUACAGAUGAACACACUGACCCACGUCACCAUGGAGGACACGGGUAUCUGUGAUGAGGUGUCACGUUACUUGAGCAUCCCUCUAGAUAAAACACGCAUGAGUGAGGGUGAACGAGGAGCGUUUUUAGAGGAAUUACGGAAGACCGGGGAGUGUGUACAAUCACAGGGCAGUGUCAAGUGGCUCUGGAGAUACGAGAGAAAUGACAUCGUGAGAUCCUGUAUAGGUUUCCACCCACACUGGGAUAUUUACAUGAUCAAGAACAAGGCUUACAGAAAACACAGUCAGUACCACGACCGUCCUCCAGCUGAACGUUGUCUCCUGUACUGUCUUCUGAUGGUGGGCGACUACACCGUUAAGGUCAAGGACGAAUCUCACAUCACGAUGUACAAUGCGAUCAGAGAACGAUACUUUACAGAACUACCUGUUUGUGAGGAAAUCACCGCCGCCGACAAUCCCGAGGAAAUCAUUCACGUGGAAAACGACGUAAUCAAGUUUAAGCCAUCCGACAUCCGACAUGACGUCAUGUACGCGUUCAUUACAGAGUGUCUGGUGGAGGACAGUGAUCUGAAGUUUUUCUUGACCACGGCGUCACCUCACGUGAUAUCAGAAUACUGCCGAUCGUGGGAGUAUAAGAGGAGUGAGGGAGAGCGAUGUCUGUAUAUACCGUAUAGACCGGAUGAGAUGUACGAGCUGUUCAUAGACAGACUACAGCUGGAUAUCCUCACACACUGUACCAUGUCAGACAUGAGGAUUCAGUACAGGAUCAGUGAACGUUGUAAGUAUGAUUAUCAUGUAUCACCUGACUUUGUUAUUCACAGACGAGGGGAUUCAUUACAGUAUCAGCAAACGUUGUAAGUAUUUAUCACAGAACACCUGAAAGUUUUACCAGAUAAAAGUAUUUCUGCAGAAAGGUCAUUACCAUGGAUCUGAAAUUUUAGUUUUGUAAAAUUAGUUUGGAAAGUAGGUACGAGAAUAAUGUGUAUAUUUAUCAUUAUCUGCAAAAAAAAAAAAAAUAAAUAAAUAAAAAAAAAGUACUGUAAAAACAAACAUGCAUAGCUUUGUUUACUUGGCAUUUCAGUUUAAAAGCAUUAUAUUGAUAUAUGAUGUACAGGGACAGGGAAAACCACGAAAAGCCCGAAAUAUAAAAAUAAAUAAAGAAAUGAUAAAUUAAUACAAAGAAAUAAAAGAUGAAUGUUUGGUGUGGUCAGUGUCUCUAGCGAUAUGCUCUAGAUGGACAAACUGUUUUGUUACUUAGGGUUUUAACGGUAAGGUAUUAACAUUUACAUUCAAACGUGAUAAUGAUAUGAAAAACUUUAAAAUAUGAUGUAGUUAAUGUGAGAAUAUUUCACACAGACAUCACUAAAGUAACUAGCAUUGCCAGUCUGAUCAACCAUAUUCAAGUCAGCAUCAAUCCCUGACUGCUGAAAAACAAAGCUUUACUUUAUAUUAACUGGGCAGUCUUGGGACCACGUUGAAGGAAGUUUAAAAUGCAUCUAAUGCAGCAUAUAUAUAUUUUUUGAUUUUCGAGAGAAUGCAAGACAUUAUCAGAUAUGUGUGAAAAGGGGUUUCUUUUUUGUGUCAGAAGUUACCCCAAACACUUGUCUGACAUAUCAUUACGAUAGUAAUAUACAUGUAAAGAUAAAAACUUCAAUUGAUACUGUACAUCGUUGCACUUUUACACGUACUGCAGCUUGUCGCAAUGAUUAUGUAAAUUAGAUUUUCUUUAAACACAAGGAUAAGGAGAACAUAAAGGGGUGAUUUCAAGGUCACAUUAUAAUAUUGAUUUCACUUUGGCGCAUACCAUACAUAAAAUUAGGGGAGUGCUAUGAUUGAUUGAUUGUGUAUUAUCUAACUUCCCUCUCGAGGAUUUUUAUUAAUAUGGAGACGUCAACAUUGUUCAUGAAGGGCUACAUCGUUUAGACCUAUGCUAGGAGUUUGCUGCCUUUGAGCAGGGAGGGAUCAUUAUCGUGCUACACUUGCUGUGACACGGGACCUCUGUUUUUGCGGUCUUAUCCUAAGGACCAUCCCAUUUAGUCGCCUCUUACAACAAGCAACGGGUACUGGAGACCUAUUGUAACCCAGAUCCACACGGGAUGAGAGAAAGAGUUAUUUGAUAUGAAAAAGAGAUUAUAUAUGAUCAGUGACGGAUUUAAGGGGUGAGGCGCAGCCGGCUCCCCAUCC
Ostrea edulis (European flat oyster) is the source of this 2362-nucleotide messenger RNA. RefSeq lists its product as uncharacterized. Bases 188 to 1036 code for a protein of 282 amino acids. NCBI's taxonomy places the organism in Eukaryota, Metazoa, Mollusca, Bivalvia, Ostreida, Ostreidae. The record is from RefSeq and is a predicted model, not a curated record. The transcript has 3 exons.